AUGAUAAGCGAUGACUAUCGCGGGUGGGCGUGGACAAGAGCCCUCCUGGGAGUGCAAGCAGCGGAGGUGCACGUGUGUGGCGACCCCUCCGUGCUGCCCCUCCUGCGAGCCAUCUGUGACGCCACUGGGGACGCCUUCGAAUGCCAUCAUUACCACCGCUUUGCACCGCUCACAGUGGACCAGACGAGCUUGCAGGGUGAUUUGGGGCGGGUGUCACCUGGCGACUGCAUUGUGGCGUUCUCGCGGCGAGAGAUAUUCGAAAUCAAGAGAGCGGUGGAGAUGACAACGAAGCACCGGUGCUGUGUGGUGUACGGGGCACUGCCGCCGGAGACAAGGAGGCAGCAGGCGAGGCUGUUCAACGAGGAGGAGAGCGACUUCCGUGUGUUGGUAGCUUCAGACGCUAUUGGCAUGGGGCUCAACCUCUCUAUACGCAGGGUGGUCUUCUCAACCCUGCACAAGUUCAACGGAGAGGAGAAGAUCAUCAUCCCGUCACCCAUGGUGAAGCAGAUCGCGGGGAGGGCGGGCAGGAGGGGCAGCCGGUACGAGGAGGGGGUGGUGACGUGUCUGGACCCCACAGACAUGCCGCUGCUCAUCGCUGCUCUGCAAGACCCCGUCGAGCCCACCACGGCUGCUGGCCUCUUCCCCCUCUUCGAACAGGUGGAGGUGUUUGCCAGUCAGCUGCCUGACGUCUCCUUUGCAAGACUGCUGGACAGAUUCGUGGAGACAUCGAAGCUAGACGGCACCUACUUUCUCUGUCGCACCGACAACAUUCGGGGAGUGGCAACCAUGCUGGACAAGAUCAAGGGUCUGACCCUCCGGGACCGCUUUGACUACUGCUCUUGUCCUCCCCGUUCCGCACUUCUCCCUUUCGCCCCUUUCUCCCCCCCAGCGAGUGGCAACCAUGCUGGACAAGAUCAAGGCGAGUGGCAACCAUGCUGGACAAGAUCAAGGCGAGUGGCAACCAUGCUGGACAAGAUCAAGGGCCUGACCCUCCGGGACCGCUUUGACUACUGCUCUUGUCCUCCCCUGGCAACCAUGCUGGACAAGAUCAAGGGCCUGACCCUCCGGGACCGCUUUGACUACUGCUCUUGUCCUCCCCGUUCCGCACUUCUCCCUUUCGCCCCUUUCUCCCCCCCAGGGAGUGGCAACCAUGCUGGACAAGAUCAAGGCGAGUGGCAACCAUGCUGGACAAGAUCAAGGCGAGUGGCAACCAUGCUGGACAAGAUCAAGGGUCUGACCCUCCGGGACCGCUUUGACUACUGCUCUUGUCCUCCCCGUUCCGCACUUCUCCCUUUCGCCCCUUUCUCCCCCCCAGCGAGUGGCAACCAUGCUGGACAAGAUCAAGGGCCUGACCCUCCGGGACCGCUUUGA
Closterium sp. Naga37s-1 is the source of this 1371-nucleotide messenger RNA. The record is from the annotation of a GenBank genome assembly. NCBI's taxonomy places the organism in Eukaryota, Viridiplantae, Streptophyta, Zygnematophyceae, Desmidiales, Closteriaceae.